AUGGACGAAGAACCAGAACCGCCCAUGCCGAACGAUCUGCAGAUCACGUCCGAGACGACGAGGCUCGACCUGGAGCCCCGCCCGCCCGGCGGCGGCGGCCCGCGGCACGAGCUGGUGCUGCGCCUGGCAAUGACGGAGUGCCACACGUGGCGCGGGAUCGGGGGCCGGAGCGGGCGGGUCCGCCGUCCCAGGCGCAUGAACAGGGAGAUAUGGCUGCCCCUGGACGACAACCCCUCCUCCUCCGGCGGCGGGCCCGACUACCUGCGGAGCGGCGACGACUGCCGCCGCCUCAUCGGCCGGGCGAUCAAGCACAGCCUCAGGGAGGAGGAGGAGUACCGCUACCUGACCCCGGCUUACUGGGACAAGGCCGUGCCCCGGGGCGUCGAGCGCGCCCUCGACGUGGCCGUGCAGCGCGACGGCGGCGGCGGCGGCGCCACGUUCGAGGUGAUCGUUGACAUCAGCGUCCGCUUCGAGUUCGUGUACUGCGAGGCCAAGGCGCUGCUGCUGUUGUGCGCCGAGAACGACGGCGGUGACCCGGCCGGGAGGAGCGGGAACGGCGGCGACGGCGAGGCGCCGUCGUGCUCCAUCUGCUUCGAGGAGAUGUCGCGGGAAGCGGACGAGGUGACGGACCUGCCGGGGUGCACGCACGGCUUCCACUCCUGGUGCAUCGCCGCGUGGUUCCACAAGGCGUCGACGUGCCCGGUGUGCCGGCGCGAUCAGUUGCAGUAUCUCCCGCCAGAUUACCGGGAUCUCCAUGACUCGAUGGCCUUUGAUCCUGACAGUUUGCCAGACUAUUUGUAG
Molecule: messenger RNA, 801 nt
Organism: Miscanthus lutarioriparius
Lineage: Eukaryota; Viridiplantae; Streptophyta; Magnoliopsida; Poales; Poaceae
Source: the annotation of a GenBank genome assembly